This is a messenger RNA of Ascochyta rabiei, 894 nucleotides long. Its product is annotated as Manganese peroxidase. Gene Ontology annotation, molecular function: peroxidase activity; heme binding. Gene Ontology annotation, biological process: response to oxidative stress. The record is from RefSeq and is a predicted model, not a curated record. Lineage: Eukaryota; Fungi; Ascomycota; Dothideomycetes; Pleosporales; Didymellaceae. The coding region runs from base 1 to 894 and encodes 297 amino acids. The transcript is spliced from 2 exons.
AUGUACACCUCAACUCUAACAUCCUUCCUUCUCCUUGCAACAACAUCCUCGGCCCUCAGCCUCCUCCCCCGCACAGACUCCUGCCCCAAGGUAUGGUUAGAAGUCCUCCUUGAGCUCCAAACCGCCUUCUCCGGCUGUGGUCGCGACGCACAUGGCGCCAUCCGCGCCCCCUUCCAUGACUGCAUCAACAACGGCUGCGACGGCAGCCUCAUCUUAACAGACGAGUGCAGCCGCACUGAAAAUGCCGGCCUCUCAGACAUCUGCGGCAAACUCCUCUCCUGGACACAAAAGUACAACACCAGCGCAGCAGACAUGAUCCAAUUUGCAGCCGCAACCGCCAUCUCUUCGUGUCCGCUCGGUCCACGUGUCAAAGCCCUGGUCGGGAGAAAAGACAGCAGCGACGCCGCGCCGCUGAACAGCAUGCCCGGCAGCCGCGACUCGAUCGACUCUAUUCUGGACAAGUUCGCCGCCAAGGGCUUCAGCGGCGACGAUGUCGUUGCCCUGAUGGGCACGCACUCUGUUGCCGUGCAGGUCAAUGACGACCCGGCGCAGGCGGGGAAGAGUCUGGAUUCUACACCGAGUGUGUAUGAUACGAAAUUCUACCAGGAGACCUUGGACGGCACGGCGCCGUAUAGUCUGCAGAGUGACACAGGGCUUGCAAACAACACAAAGACACACGAGAAGUGGGCCGAUUUCGCUGCCGGCGAUGUGAGUGCGUGGAACGCUGCGUUCACAGAUGCCUGGAACAGAUUUGCAAUUAUUGGAAAUGAUGUGAACAGUUUGCAAGAUUGCUCUGGUAUUAUUCCUUCUGGUGCUUCGGAGAGGAGACUGGCAAGGGAGUUGGGUGGAUCAGCAGCGGCGAGAGCUUUCGCGAGGCUGAUGUACGAUUCUUGA